GACUCCAAUCCCGUCCCACUCCACCUCUCAGCUGCUGAACCUUUAGAGGACGAUCACAGGACGUCGGAGGAGGCAAUGGAGUUCAUACCACGAAGCGAGGAGGAGAUGGAGCUGAGAAGAGGAGCGUGGACUGCGGAGGAGGACCUCGUUCUGAUGAACUAUAUCGCUCUUCAUGGCGAGGGGCGAUGGAGUUCCCUCUCUCGUCGCGCAGGACUGAGGAGGACAGGGAAGAGCUGCCGGCUCCGGUGGCUCAACUACCUUCGACCCGACGUCCGGCGCGGCAACAUCACGCCGGAAGAGCAGCUGCUCAUCCUCGAGCUCCACUCUCGCUGGGGAAACCGGUGGUCUAAGAUAGCGCAGUACUUGCCCGGGAGGACCGACAACGAGAUAAAGAACUACUGGAGGACUAGAGUGCAAAAGCACGCGAAGCACCUCCACUGCGACGUCCACAGCAAGCAGUUCAAGGACGUCUUGCGGCACCUCUGGAUUCCUCGCCUCGUCGAGAGAAUCCAGGCGACUUCCGGCGACUCCCCUGCCGUUGCGUCUGCCGGUGCUGAAGCUCCGACGACUUUUGGCGGGCCGGUGAACGCCAUCCCGGAGCUCGCGCAGGUGAAGAUGAGCCCGGAGAGCUCGAGCACGGGCGGCUGGUCGUCGGUGGACUCAUUUGGGUUGGAUUUCUCGCCGCCUCCGGUCUCAAACGACUUCGGCGCCGGCAUGCAGGGUGGUGAGGACAUCAUGGGCGUCGACGGCGUCACUGGAUGCUGGUCGGAGUGCGGGUAUUCUGAUCUGGGGUUACCGGACUUCGACCAAAGCAUAUGGGAGGAGGAGUUGUGGAGCAUGGAAGACACAUGGCUUCAGCAACAGUUUUAGGAAGGAGAGGAAGAGGCAUAUAUAUAUAUAUAUAUAUAUAUAUAUAUAUAUAUAUAUAUAUAUAUAUAUAUAUAAGAUUUUUCAGACACUUUAUCCAUAUAUUCCCAUUUUUAUUAUUCUUUUUUAACAUGUAAUUAAGUCUGAAAUGAAGUUUUCAGAUUUGAGAUGAAGUUAACUGAUAAAAAUAAAAUUGUUCUUAUUUAUUGUCUCAAUAAUUCUUCAAAAUAACAAAAAAACACGAAGAAAAUCUCGAGUCUCA
Musa acuminata AAA Group (dessert banana) is the source of this 1129-nucleotide messenger RNA. RefSeq names its product transcription factor MYB108-like. Gene Ontology annotation, molecular function: DNA-binding transcription factor activity; sequence-specific DNA binding. The transcript is spliced from 3 exons. The record is from RefSeq and is a predicted model, not a curated record. Gene Ontology annotation, cellular component: nucleus. NCBI's taxonomy places the organism in Eukaryota, Viridiplantae, Streptophyta, Magnoliopsida, Zingiberales, Musaceae. Bases 76 to 870 code for a protein of 264 amino acids. Gene Ontology annotation, biological process: regulation of DNA-templated transcription.